AUGGAUGUCUUGGGCCUUAGACUCUUGAAGCUUACCCAACAAGAUCUUGACGAUGACAUGAAGAGUGUAGAGGAAUCUGAGAAUUCACAGCCACAAUAUUGUAAGAGAAAGGUCAUUUCAGUUGAAGAUUCUGAUGAUGGUGAUGAUGAUAACGUUUUUGAAACUGAGAGAGAAGACUUCCCUAAACCGAGAGAUGGUGGAAGAAGUAAUGCAUCUCAGAAAAAGAAGAAGGAUUAUGGCCAAAAAGAAGAAGGAUUAUGGGAUGAUAAAGAUGAUGAGAUUGGCAUGUCAAGUCAGCCGAGUAAAAAGAACACGAAAGAAGGACAUGUUAGUGAUAAGACACCAUCUUCGCAGAGUAAGAACAAUAGUAACAAUGAUGAGCAGGAUGAAAGUGAAACUGACAAUGAUGAGGAGAAUGAUACAGAGCAAAAAGAGAAUGCAAAACUUAAAGCAAGGAAGAUUGAUCAGCUUGUUUUCCGCAAGAUGGUUUCUAAGUCAAUUAUUCAGCAUGAUCUUCCCUUUUCUUAUGUUGAAUAUGAAAGAGUCAGAGCUGUGUGGAAGUAUUUGAACGAUGAUGUGCAAGUGAUAAGUCGCAAUACCGCUGUCGCAGAUGUCAUCAAAUAUUAUGAGAAUGAGAAAGCUGCAUUGAAAAGGGAAUUGAGAAACCUUCAUGGUCGGAUUAGCUUCACUUCUGAUCUGUGGACCGCAGUGACUGACGAAGGCUAUGUGUGUUUGACAGCACACUACAUUGACAGCAAAUGGCAAUUGAAGAACAAGAUCCUAGUAUUCAAUGCUCUGCCACCACCACAUUCAGGUAUAAAGUUAGCUAUGCAUCUUCUUGAGAUGUUGAAAGAGUGGGGAAUUGAUAAGAAGGUGUUUUCACUCACCCUAGACAACGCUACUAGCAAUGAUUGUAUGCAAGAUAUCCUGAAAUCUCAGCUGGUUUUGCGUGAUGAUUUGUUGUGUGGAGGAGAAUUCUUUCAUGUUAGGGAGAGUAUUAAGUAUGUGACAGCUUCUGAAUCCCGUGACAUUCUUUUUAGAAGAAGUUGUGAAUCUGCCCGUGUAGAGGAGAAGAGGGAAUUGAUUUUGGAUGUGCCAACGAGGUGGAAUUCGACUUAUCACAUGCUUGAGAGGGCUCUCAAGUAUAGAGCUGGUUUUAUCAAUCUUAAAACAAUGGAUAAGAACUUCAAGAGUAGUCCUACCAAUGAAGAAUGGGAUAGAGCAAAAGCCAUAUGUGAUUUUCUGGAGCCGUUUGAUGAGAUCACGAAGCUUAUAUCAGCUAGCAUCUUGGAUCCUCGCUUGAAGCUCACACUUGUUCAAUACUGCUUUGAGAGGGACUGUAGUUUCACUUGCAAAACGAAGAUUGAGCAUUGUGAAGAUUUCUUCGCUUUUAGAAAGUCAAAUGUUGCUUUUAGUGGAAAGUCUUCCCUGGAUAUUUAUCUCGAUGAACCGCCUCUUGAUACAACCGAUAUUAAGAGCCUCCUAGAUUGGUGGAAAGACAACUCAAAAAGAUUUGGUGAGCUAUCUUCUGUGGCAUGCGAUGUGCUUAGCAUACCUAUCACAACAGUAGCUUCGGAGUCUUCUUUAGCAUCGGAGGUCGAGUUUUGA
Molecule: messenger RNA, 1608 nt
Organism: Microthlaspi erraticum
Lineage: Eukaryota; Viridiplantae; Streptophyta; Magnoliopsida; Brassicales; Brassicaceae
Source: the annotation of a GenBank genome assembly